This is a messenger RNA of Oreochromis niloticus (Nile tilapia), 5383 nucleotides long. It is a transcript of the gene batf2, whose product is annotated as basic leucine zipper ATF-like transcription factor 2. Gene Ontology annotation, cellular component: nucleus. The coding region runs from base 2147 to 3406 and encodes 419 amino acids. Gene Ontology annotation, biological process: regulation of transcription by RNA polymerase II. Lineage: Eukaryota; Metazoa; Chordata; Actinopteri; Cichliformes; Cichlidae. The record is from RefSeq and is a predicted model, not a curated record. The transcript is spliced from 3 exons. Gene Ontology annotation, molecular function: RNA polymerase II cis-regulatory region sequence-specific DNA binding; DNA-binding transcription factor activity, RNA polymerase II-specific.
AAUGUUUUCUUUGCUACAUAAUUCCAUAUAUCUUGCUUAAUAAUAUUUGAUGUAUCUACAAUAUAGAAAGUAGUAAAACAAAAGAAAAAUGAGAAGGUGUGUCCAAACCUUUGACUGGUAGUGUAUGUCAUUUGGACCAACCACCUUUGCACUCUUCAUUCUCUUCAUAGCUGCCCUCACUUCCUUUCUAAUCAGCACUUUCUGAUUCACAAACCGUGUUCCACCCACCUUCCCCUCUCUUACAUUUUCUACACCCAUCAGUUCCUCAAAAGUAUUUCUUCCGUCUUGUCAACACCCUGACUUGACUCAUUAGCACAUUUCCAACUAUCCUUAAUCACCCCGACCUGCUGCUCAUCCAUUCCAGCUCGAUCUCUGUCUAGCCAAUUGACAAGUUAUUUUCACCUUCUUUUAUUGUCGAGACUCACAUAUAAUGCACUCUAAAGAUUUUUUCUUGCUGUACACUUAGCUUCCCAGUUCUUCUUUGCACUUUGUUCAUUUCCCACUUUUUUUUGGUCUUUUUUUUUUUAGACUCUUCCUUCAAAUGCUUUCCCGUAUGUCUUUAAUUCACCACCAACUUUCCCUUUCUAAUUUCCUGUCAAGAGGAUACACCACCUACCUUGUUGGUACUUUCCCUCACUACUUCAGCUGGAAAACAUUUUCACUCUUUAACACCAGGAAUAGCAGCAUUUGGGGGGUUUUUUUGUUUUUGUUUGUUUUUUUUAGGAAAAACUGAAUAUAUCAUACAGUGGAUCUAUUUAGGGCACUUGUCUUGUUCUACAUUUUGUCAUUUUACAGCCUUACACUAAAAAAAAAAAGGAUUACAUUCAUUUUUCACAUCACAAUACCCCAUAUUUACAAAAUGAGAAAAAUUAAUGUAUUCAUUUUGGAAUAAGGCUGUAACAAUGCAAAAAGCAGAACAAGUGAAGUGCUGUGAACACUUCUCAGAUGUGUUGUAUUUUAAACUGUCCAGCCCUUCGAGCCCUGCAGUGAGCCGGAUUGGAUCCCUUGGUGAGUCUUGUCUGGUCCUCGGACCAAAUGUUUGGCAUCUCAGAGAUAAAAUGUUACAUUUCAAAUUUGAGACAAUAGUGUAAAAAAGUAAAUAAGGGUAGCUUCUAAUAUUAAGCUAAGUUUAAAGGGGAGAAAGAAAAAUAGAAUAGAAUGCCUUUUAUUGUCACUAUACACAUGUGCAAUGACAUGCAGACAAAACAAACAAACCCUUCAGUCUACAGGCUGGAUCAGGUAUCUCUGAAAAUCCCAUGAGUAACAGUUAUAAUAGUAAUCUAAGCCAAGCAGUCAUUUUCUGCUUGGCUUAGAAGACCUGAAGGCUUCAGAGAUCAUCUGUGUCUGUCUAAAAGUUACAUCAUUUCCUUCCGAGAACUCUUCCAAGCGCUGGCUUAUUUCUGGGGGCUUGGACAACAAUUUCCUGGCAAUCCGAUUGAGAAAUUCCCUGCACGUGGGGAAGGAGACACCUUAGUCUAUAUAUGGUCAGCAGACCGGAGCCCUUCCUGCGCCUGUGAAACUUUCCCCAGCCAUUUAACAUAACGCAUUCACGUGCUGUCGGAAAUUAGCAUUUCACACGUUGGUCGUUUCACAAUCCGGACCUUAAAAGUGUGAAGGUAACAUGUCGGAGAUGUUAGCAUAAAAACACGGAUUUACUGCGUGACGUGAAGCUUCACAACAAUGUGCGUGUGUGAGAGAUAAAUCGACUACACUUUGUAAGCACGUGUGGGGAGUGAAACUAACAUGCUGCACGUGAAAGCAGCACGUCCUCCAGCUUUGCAUGGCAACGGGUCAGUUUAAAAUAAAGAGAAACCGAAAGAGAAAGAGAACCGCAGCAUCAUGUUGCAUCAUCUGUUGCCAAACCUGCUGAACUCAUAAGUCAUCAGAUAAACCGACUGAGCUCCUCAUUCAGCGCCACACAGUCACCAAGCAACACAUCAGAUGUUAGUCUGUAGCACGGCAACAGGUCCCAGCAUUACCUGCUCUGUAACCUGCACUCCUGCUCUGUCCUGAUAUCCCGAUAAUCGCGUAUGAAUGGAUACGGCUUCCCGUGCUGCACUCAUGAUCCAGGACAGGUGAAAGCCUCGUGCUGCCGCAGACGACCAGCCGACAGGUGAGCCAGUCUGCUGCAGGACCGUGGGUCAAGAUGUCCCCGUUAUUCAUGGACUCCGGGUCCGAGUCCACCAGCCCCGGCAGUACUGCAGGAUCGGAGAGAGAAAGAGGGGGACAACAGAUGGGAUCCAGAGGGACAAAAAGACGGGAGAAGAACAGGGAUGCGGCGAGGAAGAGCCGCAAAAAACAGACAGAGAGAGCAGAUGAACUUCAUGAGGAACUCCAGAAUCUGGAGCGCUCAAACUCGGCUCUUCAAAAGGACAUCGCUGCAUUGAAAAAAGAGCUGCACUUCUACACGACGUCGCUGGAGCGUCACAAACCUUACUGCCGCCUCCCCUCCAGCCUUGCGGGUUCUUCUUCCGCUGACUGUCAGACAAGCUCCAACCAUCACGGAAUCGCUGAGGCCUCGGACUCCAACGUGGCUGCUUCCUCUCCACUCUCCUUCUCUCUGACCUCCAUGACCUCCAGCCUGGGACUUCAGAGCGUUGACUGCGUCGAAAGGAACCACGUCUCUCCUCCAGCUACUACAACAUUAGCCUCCUCUGCUCAUUCUUCACCUAAGCUCUUCAAUUCCUCCUCCUCCUCCUCUUCCUCCAGCCCAGUGACAAUUCCCUAUUCUGCAUCUUUUACCACAUACACAGCUCCGCACUCUUUAUUUAGCAAAGAACCUAUAAUGACCUCAAGCACAACAAAUGGUAUACCCAUCUGUGACGGUCUUUUUUCAAACCCCGUUCCCUCCGGUGUCCUCUCCACAGCCACGCAGCCCACGCUGGAGCAAGACACCCUCUGUGAAAUUGAUUACACAGCGGACGGAUUUUUUAAGGAGAAAACAUCUUUUCUAAAUGCUACAGCUGACGCUACACCCCCUUAUUCCCAUUUAGAGGCUGGAAGCGCGGGUGUAGUAGCACCGGGUUGCAUGCCCCAGCUGCCUCCAUGUCGGUUUAGUGGAAACCAAAGCAGUUCAAUUCCACCGUCUACUUUUUUACCAUCACCUCUUCAAAAUCCUCUUCCUCCUUCUUUUUUAGCAUCAGCAGCUUCAGGUUUGGAGCCAUCACCCGUGCCUUCUUUUUCCUCAAAGCAGAGUUAUGAUCAAGACAAUACAUCAAACAGUGUGUCUCUGCUCUCCCUGCUCACUGUCCCUGGUCCACUCGAUAUAUCUCAAGCUACCUCCAGCAGCUUCGACAGGGCUCCGUCUGAACCUCCGCCAUUGGCGCCACAACCAGGGGUUCCCUCAAAGGAUCUUGAUCUUUGUGAUUUGUACGACUGGCUCAUAAGUGGGAAUAAUAACCAGUAGAUCUACAGAAAAGUCAUUUUAAUUCAUGUGUUAUGAGGAGAUGACCUCUGGAUUCAAGCUAGUAACAAACUAAAGACUGAAUGUCUUCUGUCAUAUUUCAUAUUCAUACCAGAUGCUACUUAUUUAUUGAGCUUUCUGUUACGAAAAUGCAGCGAUUUCAUGAUUGAUCUUCCAUUUGGUUUGGUUACAGAAAAAUUGUCAAUCUGAACCCUGCAGUCUCCAGAAUGCAACCGGUAGCUGACUAGAUUCUCAUGUAUUUGUACCUCCAGCAUCACAGGUUAUCUCAUCCUCUCUGAGACUAAAGUAAUCUUUAUGUCUGCGCUUAUUAGUGAGUAGCAUAAAAAUGCCUCCCAAACUUUGAGGGUCUGGAGCAGAAAUCUCUCAUUUCAAGCCAAAAUCCAGUCAUCCUAGCUGAGAGUCGAGGAUUUUGAAAUGCAAACAAACGCAAUAAAUUCCAGUGUCUAAAAAGACAUUUUUCCACCGUCAGUAAUCAGUUUGCAGGCGCCGCUCUUUCCUAAAUCAGGAAAAGAAGACAUAGUAAAACUGAGUCAACAUGGUGAAACUUGUAACUUUUAAUUUUAGAUUGGGUGGAGUGGUCCUCUCACUUCCUUGCAACUUCAUGGAAAGGUUACCAGAACAAAUUUCCUUCUAAGCUGCAGCACAAACGCAGGGCAGUGCCAAAGUUAAUCACAGAUCCUUACUCACUUUCUUCUUCUUUUCUUUUGUGCACCUUAACCUUAAUUGAAGACACACAUUCUCAGCACAUAUUCUGCUACUGCUGCUAACUUAUAUUUAAAUCUUAAAGUGAAAUCAGCCUCUUUCAUGAAAUCGGUGCGGCUACUAUGAAGUCCCGGUGGGAUCGCUGGCCUUCUAAAUUCCCUGUGAUCCACUGCGAAGGGCUGGUUUAUUACAAGGUUGCAUUAGAAUGUAGUGAUCCCAACUAUCGGAGCUAAUAAUGGAGCUAACUCUCUAACAGUGUAGCUCAAAGUCUUGUACAGAAACGUUUUAGUGGUUUUUUUUGUCACGCACUCUUAUGACUUGCUUAUACAAGCAUGACUUCCAUGUAGAAGCACACUAUGAGAUUAAAUAACCUCUUAUAUAUAACCGUUGACUGGUUAACCCUUCAAAGCCUGAACUGUGAAACGAUUACCUACAAAUUCAAACUUUAGUGAAAAUGGAGUGUUUAUUGAACAUUUUAACGACAUUUAAACAAAAAAAAAUAAUUAACUAUUAAUUUGCAUCCUGCACUUUUUUUUGCAAUUUAUUCCUCAUAAAUGAAUCGGAAUGAAAAUAUCUCACUGAUGAUGUAGAUGUCAGGAUGAUGUAAACCCACGAAAACUGUAUCAGCUGUACUUGGCUUUAAAGAGUUGAAGAUGGACCUGCAGCUGUUGUUGCUUAAGUUAUUCAUUUUAUGUUUAUUCAUAGAGCCCAAAAGGAUAAUUACAGCUGACGUAGAAAUAAAAAUAGUUUCUGGAUGUCACGGGGUGGGUGAUGGGGGGUGCACACAAGUAUGCUGUGCAUGGAGUAAUGGUGUUUACCCAUUUUCAGGUGGAUUGGGAGCAAUAAUUACCCUGUAAUUUUAAUUCAUUUGUAAUUUAAAAAAUCUUUCUAUAAAUCAGAUGCUAUAUCAGAUGCAGCUCUUGCUUUCCAUAAAAAAAUAUAAAAUUGUUGGUCCAAACUGCCAAUUUAACACAAUUUAUGUUUUAGUACAUUUUUGUGCUCAUUUCAAGUGAUUUGACCCUGUGAACCAGGAGGCGGAUUAAUGUCUUUUAAAGGAACUGCUGCUGAAACAAGUGUUUUUUCCAAGUGAUCCUUUUAAUUUUUUUUUAAAUUUUAUAUAUUUUAUAUUCACCCUGUAUGGUAUACCUGUAUAUUUGUGCAUAUGGCGGCUGUCGGGCUUUGUAUUAUUUGUAUUUAUCAUGGAUCAAAUAAUAUAUUGAACAAGGAAACUAAUAAUAAAAAUUAUAUUAAAAUGGG